AUGUUCACGAGCUAUCUGACGGUGCUGGCGCUAAUCUCAUUCGCAUUCUCGAUCGAUGCGCAGUGCGCAAAACGCCGAGUCAUUGUCUCGCGCGGUACUGGUGAACUGCCCGGCACAUGUUCAGCAUGUACGCCUGCGAUUGACAUAGCACGGGCAAAGUUUCCAGACAUCGAGAUCGUCAAUGUAGAAUAUCCUGCCGGAGUGAUGCAAGAUACAUCUCAAUGCGUUCCUUUCAUCGUCAAGGCCGUCAACGAUUGCCCACAAUCGAUCAAUGUCCUCAUAGGCUACUCACAAGGAGCAACAUGCACGAUCAGAGCCCUCGGCCAAUUGCACAACAACAGUCCUCAUAUCUCUACGCUCGUUUUUGGCAGUCCUUGUGCCACAUCGGGCGAGGCUGGCCUCGUCGACGCGACCGGUAAGCCCACGAAAGCGACAGGCUUGGAAACGCUUGCCGGCUGCCGUGUACCCGAGCCCUUCUUCUCCGAUAAGAACCGUCUACUCGAUAUCUGCGCGUCGGCCGAUCCCGUAUGCGGGUCAGGCGCGGGCGGGCUCGGACUCGGCUCCAUGGGAGGCGGAUUAGGUAGCAUGCUCGGCAAAGGUUUCGGUAGCGGCGGUAGCGGUGGGUUGGGCAGCAUGCUCGGCAAAGGCUUGGGCGGCGGCGGGGGAUCCUCCCCUUUUUCAGGUGCCCAAGGUGCUGCUGGCGGUAUGGGAAACAGUCUCGGUAAGCUGCUGGGCGGCGCAGGCAAAUCGAACCCGUUCGCUAGCGCUGGCGCGGGCGCUGGAGGCAGCUCAAACCCAUUGGGGAGUUCGAGCUCACUUAAUGGUGCGGGUGGGGAGCUCAGCUCGCUGAUCUCAGGCGCACGUAGCAAGUUAGGGUUCUUGCGUGUCAAGCGCCAAGGUCAUCUGGGCUAUGGCUUUGGUCAGGUACCGCAGAUGGCUGGCGACUGGCUCGUUCAGCGAUUUGACGAUGUCUAA
Mixia osmundae IAM 14324 is the source of this 975-nucleotide messenger RNA. RefSeq lists its product as uncharacterized. The coding region runs from base 1 to 975 and encodes 324 amino acids. Gene Ontology annotation, molecular function: hydrolase activity. Lineage: Eukaryota; Fungi; Basidiomycota; Mixiomycetes; Mixiales; Mixiaceae. The transcript is spliced from 3 exons. The record is from RefSeq and is a predicted model, not a curated record.